Molecule: messenger RNA, 750 nt
Organism: Penicillium samsonianum
Lineage: Eukaryota; Fungi; Ascomycota; Eurotiomycetes; Eurotiales; Aspergillaceae
Exons: 2
Coding region: 1-750 (249 amino acids)
Source: RefSeq, a predicted model, not a curated record
AUGAUGUUCACUCCCAUCCUGGCACUCACAUUUGCCGCCAUCACACCAAUCGUCAAUGCCUAUCCCAUCACCGGCGACGUCGUCAACUGCCGCUCCGGCCCAGGAACCUCUUACUCUGUAGUCAAGAGCUACAAGAAGGGAGCGGAUGUUGCAAUCACCUGCCAGGCCGCCGGCACCACCAUCAAGGGCAAUGAAAUCUGGGACAAGACCUCCGACGACUGCUAUAUUUCCGACUACUAUAUCCGGACCGGGAGCAGCAGCUAUGUCACCAAGAAAUGUGAUGGAAGCAGUGGAGGCGGCAGCAGCGGUGGCAGCAGUGGAAACCUGCCCGGUCUCACAUCCACUCAGUCCAAGCAUGCAAAGGCCAUCAUCGGAGAAGCAAAGAAAGAAGAUCUGGGUCGUCAGGGCUGUCUUGCUGGAAUUGCAACCGGUCUUGUUGAGUCUAAUAUGCUUAUUUACGCCAACAAGAAAGUCCCCGCUUCCCUCAAGUACCCGCAUGAUGCUGUGGGCUCGGACUACGACAGCGUGGGCAUCUUCCAGCAACGCGCUGUUUACUACCCCAACAUCGCUGCCGAUAUGGAUGCUGCGAAGUCGGCGGCUCAGUUCUUUAAGGGCAUGAAGAAUAUCAGUGGCUGGAAGACUAUGGAGGUUGGCAAGCUUUGCCAGAAGGUGCAGGGCUCGGCGUAUCCGACUCGCUAUGCGGAACGUGUUGCUGAGGCUAAGAAGAUUUGUGCUGCUGGUGGCUUGUAG